Molecule: messenger RNA, 801 nt
Organism: Cetraspora pellucida
Lineage: Eukaryota; Fungi; Glomeromycota; Glomeromycetes; Diversisporales; Gigasporaceae
Source: the annotation of a GenBank genome assembly
AUGAUCGCUACAUCACAUGUUGAAUCUGUGAACACAUGUCUAAAGCAUUUAAUAUAUAAUUCAAAUACUUCAUUAUGUGAACUUGCCACUGAAAUUCACAAGUUGCUCAAUAUUCAAGAUAAAGAAAAUGAUUCUCAGGAAUAUAGUGCUAAUAGUUUGCAAGCUAUGCUUAAACAAAUGAUUAAGUUCGUUGAACUAGAUAAUAUUGAAGAGUUAUGGACUAUUAAUGUUAGCAACUCAUUAAAAAGCAAACACUAUGUUAUAUUAUUACAAAAUAGAUCUCAUCUAUGUUCCUGUUUGUCUAUCAUUCAUCACAGCAUUGUGUGUAGACACUAUUUUCAAGUGAUGUUAGUUACAAGUAAGACAAAUUUUCAUAUUCACCUUUUAUCUUCACAAUGGUUUUGUACAAGUGAAAAUGGAAUAGAAGAAUUAUUUUUAGUUGCAGAUAAGUUUUAUCAAGAAACACAGAAUCAAACGAGUUGCUUCUUUUCUGUUCAAUAUUUAUCUGUUCUUGAAAAAGACUCAAUAGAAGAGAAUCUAAUUGUUUUAGAGCAAAAAGUUACUUACAGAAAAAUUCAUAAAACAUACAAAAAAGCUCUUUGUAAGGUGUUACAAACAUAUUCAAAAUCUGAAAAAUUAAUCAGUUUGCUUGAGAAAUUUGUUAAUGAUAGUAAUGAAUCAAAUUUAGAAGAUCAUGAAAGUAUUACUGAUGCAGAUAAUAGUGAUAAAGAAAAUAACAAAAUUAAUAAUUUUAUAGCUUUUUGUAUUAAAAAUUCAAAAGUAUGUCAUGGUAAAGGUUGA